Molecule: messenger RNA, 4141 nt
Organism: Coregonus clupeaformis (lake whitefish)
Lineage: Eukaryota; Metazoa; Chordata; Actinopteri; Salmoniformes; Salmonidae
Gene: nhlrc2
Product: NHL repeat containing 2
Exons: 12
Coding region: 277-2439 (720 amino acids)
Molecular function (GO): protein binding
Source: RefSeq, a predicted model, not a curated record
AACAAUUGACGACACCCUCGAACACGGAAUCGUCUGUAUUGUUGUUAGGAAAUACAACAGCAGUUUCCAAACAAUUAGCGUACAGUUAUUUUUUUUCAAUAUUGUACUUUUAACAUAAAUAUGUAUCCAGGAGAACCUAUAUUAAUAAGAGCACAUUUUUGAAUGAAUUACUUCCAUAUACAACCAGAUACUAAACAUUGCUCAUUUUGUCACUGUUGAAAAAUACUGGUGCAGAAAGUAGCAUUGACUUUACUCAAUGAGAUUGUGGUUGGAAAGAUGGCGUCCCAGUGCAGCCUUUCUGCUUUAUUUUCAAUCCAGAGCCAGUUGGACUACGCCCUGGACAACGCUACUAACCAACAAGAGAAAGAAAACCUUGUCUACCAGUACUUGAGAAAACUAGACGACAAAGAUGACUUGAGGAUUCCCGAUUUUGAUGAAGGUCUCGAAUGGCUGAACACAGAAGGUCCCCUUUCGUUCACAAGAGAGCUUGCUGGUAAAGUGGUGGUGUUGGACUUCUUUACUUACUGCUGCAUCAACUGCAUGCAUAUCCUACCUGACCUGCAUCAGCUGGAGAAAAAGCACUCUGUCAAAGAUGGGCUUGUUAUCGUGGGUGUCCACUCUGCCAAGUUCCCCAACGAAAAGGUGCUGCAGAACGUGCAGAGCGCUGUGCUCCGCUACAACAUCACCCACCCGGUGGUGAAUGACGGAGACGCUCGGCUGUGGCAUGAGCUGGAGGUGUCCUGUUGGCCCACCCUGGUGCUCAUUGGGCCCAGGGGCAACCUGCUCUUCUCGCUGGUGGGAGAGGGUCACCGCGAGCACCUAGCGCUCUUCACCAGCACCUCCCUCCGACACUAUGGGGACCAGGUCCUGCUUAGUGACCACCUUGUGGGGACCAAGCUUUACAGGGACUCUCUGCCCCCAUCGCUUCUUUCGUUUCCCGGGAAGGUAGCAGUGGAUUCCAGUAGCAAGAGACUGGCUAUAGCAGAUACGGGCCAUCAUCGGGUACUGGUGGUGUCCAGCAUUGGGCAGGUGCUGUACUCUAUAGGAGGGCCCGAGAGCGGUAGGAAAGAUGGUAAUCUCGACGAAGCAACCUUCUGCUCCCCACAGGGGGUUGUCAUCAAAGGAGAUACUGUCUUUGUGGCCGACACUGAAAACCACCUGAUCAGAAAGAUUGACUUGUUGGAGGGGCAAGUCAGCACCCUGGCAGGAGUGGGAUUUCAAGGCACAGACAAGGAGGGAGGGGCCAUGGGACCCCAGCAGCCUAUCAGCUCACCCUGGGACGUGGCCCUUGGGACUGCAGGCGGUGAGGAGGAUAACGUGCUGUGGGUGGCCAUGGCAGGGACACACCAGAUCUGGGCUCUGUUCCUGGCCAAUGGGAAGCUGCCUAAAGGAAGCGAGUCCAAAGCGGGGAUGUGUGUGCGCUUCGCCGGCAGUGGCAACGAGGACAAUCGCAACAACGCCUACCCCCACAAGGCAGGCUUUGCCCAGCCCUCGGGCCUGGCCCCCGCUCCGGAGGAGCCCUGGGGGUGCCUGUACGUGGCCGACAGCGAGAGCAGCACUGUGCGCUCCCUGGCGCUGAAGGAUGGCGCCGUCAAACUGCUGGUGGGGGGCGAGAGAGACCCCCUGAACCUGUUUGCCUUUGGGGAUGUGGACGGAAAAGGAGUGGACGCAAAGCUCCAGCACCCUCUCGGUGUGGCCUGGGCUCCUGACCAAGGCCUCCUCUAUGUGGCGGACUCCUACAACCACAAGAUCAAAGUGGUGGACCCAAAAACCAGGCAGUGUCUGGUUGUGGCUGGGACAGGGGAAGCUGGUGACGUGUUAGGGCCAGGGUUGACUGAAUCCAGCUUCAAUGAGCCUGGUGGCCUAUGUGUCGGGGAUGGGGGUAGGGUGCUGUAUGUAGCUGACACCAACAACCACCAUCUCAAAGUCCUGGACCUGGACACCAAGACCGUGUCGCUGUUUCCCAUUUCAGUGGAGGACGCGGUAGACUCUGCACCAACUAAGUCCUCUGGGCCUUGUAAAGUCCCCAAGCUCCCCAAAUCUGCUUCUAGGGUGAAGAUGCCACCACUGGCAGUGUCACCAGGACAGACACUCAAUUUGGAGCUGGUGCUAUCGCUACCAGCGGGCACCAAGCUCACUGAAGACGCACCCAGCUUUUGGACCCUGUCAGCAGAAGGUAACGAGUGGUUGGUAGGGAGCCAGGUGGUGACCGGGGACAUCCAAGAUCUUUCCCAGCCCCUCUCCAUCCCUACCAUACUUCCAACGGUUCCCAAGGCGACAGAGGCCAGCCCCUUCAUCACCCUGAGUGUCUGGGUUUACUGCUGCCUGGCAGGGGGCGGGGCUUGUAUGAUGAAAGCCGCCUCCUUCAUGCAACCUCUCCAGAUAGGCUCCACACCCAGAAAAGGCUCGGUUACCGUGACGCUUGCUCAUGCCUUCUAACUUAACAAGCCUCUAGCUCUUCCCUCUCGUUGGGACUUUGUGUUUCAAAUAUGUUUUAUUUUGAAACGAAGAUUCAAGUAUACAAAUGUACAAAUCCUUUUGAGAGCUCCUUUUUAUCACAAACGAUAACAGUAACAAAUAAUUUAUCACAGGGGACAUAAUCACUGCACCAAUUGAGUAGAGGUAGCAGUUCUCGCACUCCAUAUCAAGCCAGCAGGACGACACAGCAGCGUCAUUGAGCCAAAACGUGACAGAGCGGAUAUUUGCACUCCAAUAGUAACAUAUAAAGUUUGGAAGAGCCAAUCCUCCUUCCAAUGUAGAUUUACAAUGGUUUUUAUUACUUAUCCUAUGUGCUUUGUAUUCCCAAAUAAAUAGGUUUAUAAUCGAGUCCAGUUAAUUAUAAAAGGACUUCGUCAGAAAUAAAGGGAUAUUCUGGAAUAGAUAUAUGGUAUAACAGUUGAGGGAGGAAGACCAUCUUAAUUGCAUUAACUAUAUGGGGGAAUAUAUGGGGGAAGCAUUUUGUUGGGGCUUUGUGGACUGUCGUUCAAAAGUCUAGAGACUUGGAUGGGGGGGCUCUGAAUAAGGGGGCUCAAGGGGGUUCUGAAUAAGGUUUACAUAAUACAUUCAUAAGCACUCCGUAACACCUCUAGAAAACCAUCCAUAGACUUUUAUGUCCACUACAGGACUGUUGUUAAUGUUACCUCAUUCAUACCUUUAAUUAAACUGUGUCAGCUGAUUGGCUUGGAUUUGCACCAGCCAACUUGCUUACUUAAAUAAUACUUCAGAGCUGGCAAAACUGGUUACAAUUAAAUACAAUUUCAACACAUUUUGUCCUGCUGGGUUUGUCAUAAGGCAUUUACAAACAGUUUGCUCACCAUUUAUGAAUCAUUACUCCCACAUUUGUAGAUGUUAGUAACCUAGUUAUUCACACAUUUAUACAAAAAUAUUUUUAAACUGAUGUAUUAAUGAUUCAUAAGAUAAUUCAUAAGAUGGUUAAUAUAGGUCCUUAUAAACCAUUUAGUGAGGGCUUAGUGUUAAUGUUACCUUAGCAUUACCAGCCCUCAUAAUGCCUUUUAUGAGGCAUUAUUACACUGAGCUAGCAUACAUUUUUAUAGCGCUUUCUCCUUUUUCUGUCUUCUCUAUAAAGGGAAGAGAAUAUUGAAUGGAUCAAAAUAUUUUUUGGGGGUGAUCAAAUGUAUUAUUAUUAUUUGAUGAUAGACUAGACCAGGGGUUGUUCCAAAAAUCAGGAUCAGUGAGUUAGCUGCUAACUGUCCUAAAUAUUCUGAAAUAAAUUAUUUUUGAGAAAUAUAGUUGAAAUUGGAAUGAUGUAAUUGCCAAAUUUUGAUUUUGUUUUCCAACUGAACCAAAAAAAAUCAAGAGAUACAGUAUAUCUGAUUGUUUAUCAAAGCUGCUUUCUGGAAUACCCCAAAGUACUUCACACCCAAAUCAUCACAACACAAUCAAUACAUUCACAUCCCCACAACCUAUCCACAGGACCUGCUUCACAGGGCUUAGUAAUUUAAAGCAACAAUUUCAGGCUGUCAAUAGUUAUAAACCAUGUGUUUACAUUUUCUGUUUUGGCACCAUGUUGCAGUGCAAUUGGGAUUUCCAUUUGCGAUAUGUUCUAUAAGAACAAGAACUGUAAUAUUGAAUUACUGUAAUGCUUAUUGUUUACUACUACAAAUAAAAAAAGUUACAAUUA